Messenger RNA from Prunus avium (sweet cherry), 957 nucleotides. RefSeq names its product Calcineurin-like metallo-phosphoesterase superfamily protein (gene MAG1). Gene Ontology annotation, cellular component: retromer complex. NCBI's taxonomy places the organism in Eukaryota, Viridiplantae, Streptophyta, Magnoliopsida, Rosales, Rosaceae. Gene Ontology annotation, biological process: retrograde transport, endosome to Golgi. The record is from RefSeq and is a predicted model, not a curated record.
CGUCGUGUGGUUUUAGACGUUCGUUGACAAAAAAGAACAUUACUCCAAGGAGAAAAAGAAGAAGAAAUUCAGAGCCCGUCAACAACGAAGGGAGGUUUUGCAAUUUCCAUGCCUUAAGCUUGUGAAAGAUCAUCAAAUCCUUCUGAUUUCUGAAGUGGGUUUUGAGUUAUUGGUGAGACUGAGUGAGGAUGGUGUUGGUGUUGGCCUUGGGGGAUUUACACAUACCCCACAGGGCACCUGAUCUACCUGCCAAGUUCAAGUCCAUGCUUGUUCCUGGCAAGAUCCAGCACAUCAUUUGCACUGGAAAUCUUUGUAUCAAAGAAGUUCAUGACUACUUGAAGACCCUUUGUCCCGACUUGCAUAUUGCUCGAGGUGAGUAUGAUGAAGAGACAAGAUAUCCAGAGACCAAAACGCUAACUAUUGGUCAGUUUAAGCUCGGGUUGUGUCAUGGCCACCAGGUUAUUCCAUGGGGGGACCUAGACUCACUAGCCAUGCUUCAAAGGCAGUUGGACGUAGAUAUCCUUGUGACAGGUCACACCCAUCAGUUCACAGCCUACAAACAUGAAGGAGGCGUUGUCAUAAACCCAGGGUCUGCCAGCGGCGCCUAUAGCAGCAUCACCUAUGAUGUCAACCCAAGCUUUGUCCUCAUGGACAUUGAUGGCCUCCGUGUCGUUGUCUACGUGUAUGAACUCAUUGACGGGGAGGUUAAGGUUGACAAGAUUGAUUUCAAGAAGACAACUGCCGCUCACUCUGCUCAUUGAAAUCAAAUUGCAUGCACUGUUUAUUCAGAGACUUCAGAAUUCCUCAAUCUUUUCUGUUAGUGAUGGAUUGCCAUUAUCUUUGUAUUUGUGUCAAUGGUGAAAAUUCUGGCUUUAUAGUGAUUGACCAUAGGAGUGUUAUUUCACGUUGCCCUUUCCAAAGAUUUGAUCAAUUUAUAAUAUGCUUGACUCUUACAUA